AUUUUUAAACGCUGCUCAAAGUCUCAUGAUGUGUCACAUUUCCAGCACAUAAAACGACACGUUGUGGUAGAAAAAAGGGACUCUCCUCGCUAGCAUGGCUCUGGAAGUUUUCCACAAGGAUGAAACUCUGGAAAUGCGCAGGAAGUUGAUCGGGCAGUCCUGCAGACUGUUUUUCUCGCACGACCCCGUGAAAAUAAUACGAGCACGCGGUCAGUAUUUAUAUGACGAGAACGGCGUGCAGUACCUAGAUUGCAUUAGCAACGUUCAACAUGUUGGUCACUGUCAUCCCAGCAUCACUAAGGCUGCUGCUGCCCAGAUGGAUCUUCUUAACGCAAACACUAGAUUCCUCCAUGAUAAUAUAGUGCAAUAUGCAAAACGGCUGGCAGCCACUCUUCCAAAAAAGCUUUGUGUCUUCUAUUUUGUUAACUCAGGUUCAGAAGCUAAUGAUCUUGCAUUGCGUCUGGCCCGUCAGUAUACCCAACAUCAGGAUGUCAUAGUGCUGGAUCAUGCAUAUCAUGGACAUCUCACCUCGCUCAUUGACAUCAGCCCAUACAAGUUCCGGAAGUUGGAGGGCCAAAAAGAGUGGGUUCAUGUGGCGCCACUACCUGACACUUACCACGGUAUCUACCGGGAGGAUCAUCCCAACCCGGGACAGGCUUACGCAGACACAUUGAAAAGCAUUAUUGAAGAGGUGCAUAAGAAAGGCCGCAAGAUUUCAGCUUUUUUUGCUGAGGCUUUACCAAGUGUUGGUGGCCAGAUCAUUUUUCCAUCUGGUUAUUGUAAAAGAGUAGCAGAAUAUGUUCAUGAGGCGGGGGGAGUUUACGUAGCAGAUGAGGUUCAGACAGGCUUUGGUCGUGUUGGGAGUCAUUUCUGGGCUUUUCAGCUUCAAGGUGAAGACUUUUGCCCGGACAUUGUGACUAUGGGCAAACCAAUGGGCAAUGGACACCCGCUUUCAUGUGUGGCCACUACAGAGGAGAUAGCUGGUACCUUUACAGCCAAUGGCGUGGAGUACUUCAACACCUUUGGUGGCAACCCAGUGUCCUGUGCCAUUGGUUUGGCAGUUUUAGAUGUAAUAGAAAAUGAGGACCUGAGAGGAAAUGCUCUUCGUGUUGGAGAUCACCUGAGACAUCUGCUUAGUCAACUUCAGACUAAACAUUUGAUCAUCGGAGAUGUGCGGUUCGUAAGAAAUUAUGAAAUAUGUCAUAUAUUUAAGAACAUUUUAUUAUGCCAAAUUCUCCUUUUUUGCAGUGGUGUAGGACUGUUUGUAGGUAUGGAGCUGGUUAAAGACAGAGUUUCCAGACAACCAGCAACAGAAGAAGCAGCACAGCUUGUUGGAAGGCUGAAAGAAGAGCGUGUAGUUAUGAGCACUGAUGGACCGUGGGAUAGUGUCAUCAAAUUCAAACCUCCCAUGUGCUUCAGUAUGGAGGAUGCAGACAGAGUCACUAUGUGCAUUGACCAAAUUCUCACAGAACUGGAGAGCAAAUAGAAGACUGGAAAAGGUUUAACAUUUAACCCCAGGACAAUUUUUAAUGCAGUACAUAUUUUACAUUCCACAUAUAAGAUCGAAUUAUGCAUUAACUGAAAUAAAUAAUAUUUAAUGUGGUUUGCAUUUGUGAACAUAAACCUGUUUAUAUUCAGUAAAACGAAUACUCAGAGAAGAAGGGAAUUUCAGAGAAUUGCAGUUAAUCGCUGGACUCUGAAAUCUCACCUAUACAUUUUACAUGACAAAUAGUAAACUAAUAAUUUAAUGUACUUUCAUAUUAUACAGUGAUGUACAAAGAUAUGUGGCACUUUUUGUACACUUUUGUUUAACAUUUAUAUGCAUGCAUUUGGCAGACACGUUUGUUCAAAUCGACUUAUUACAGUGCAGUCAAGGUAUACAUUUUUAUCAGUACUGUAUAUGUGUUCACUGGGAAUCUAACCCUGCUGCUGGUAACACAAUGCUCCACCAAUCAAGCUACUUGAACUGUUCAUUGUGAUUUUUGCACCCUGGACCACACCAGUCAUAAGGGUCAGUUUUUUUAAAUUAAGAUUUAUAUAUAUCAUCUGAAAUCUAAAUAAAUGAUCAUCCCAUUGAUGUAAGGUUUGUUAUGAUUGGACAAUAUUUGGCCGAGAUGCAACUAUUUGAAAAUCUAGGGUGCAAAAAAAUCAAAUAUUGAGAAAAUCGCCUUUCAAGUUGUCCAUCAGAGGCGCUAUAGCAGGCCUUUGGCUCUAUUGGCUCACUGCUGUAAUAAUGUUGUGGAGAGUUGAUGAACCUGAAAGCAAAAGUUCUGAACUUUGCAUAGGAACCAAACUUGAGUGGGUAAUUCCCAAAGAGCAGGCAGCAGCGAGAAGUUUGUAGACGUGUUUCCGGCUUUUUUUGUUCACGAUUUGAAGCAUCCACUCAAAAAGUUCUGAUAUAUUUACAGUUGAAAAUGUACAAAAUAUCUUCACGGAACAUGAUCUUUACUUAAUAUCCUAAUGAUUUUUGGCAUAAAAGAACAAUCACAUUAAUUUUGACCCAUACACAAUGUACUGCUACAAAUAUACCCGUGCUAAUUAUGACUAGUUUUGUGGUCCAGGGUCACAUAGUCUUUGUAUCAAAAUAGUACUUACUAAGUGUUAUGGUAGUAUUAAAUAAUUACAAAGCAUACAUUUUGAAAUGUGUAGAUGUUUAAAUUACGCUGUUUCGUUCAUUAAUUUACAAUAUUCUUUGUGUAAUAUCUGUGGUCCCUGACUGAGAAUAAAAAGGCACAUUUUCUGGUGUAUGUAGCAGAAU
Molecule: messenger RNA, 2758 nt
Organism: Triplophysa rosa
Lineage: Eukaryota; Metazoa; Chordata; Actinopteri; Cypriniformes; Nemacheilidae
Gene: phykpl
Product: 5-phosphohydroxy-L-lysine phospho-lyase
Exons: 11
Coding region: 95-1486 (463 amino acids)
Cellular component (GO): mitochondrion
Molecular function (GO): pyridoxal phosphate binding; transaminase activity
Source: RefSeq, a predicted model, not a curated record